AUGAUGGUAAAACAAAAUAGGCUUCUUGAGCUUCCCGCAAUCGGCGUCCCCUCCACAUCUCACAUCUCACAGCAGCCACAGCAGCAGCCACCCAUGGUCGACGAGGACUUUUACUAUCCUCGCGACCUUGAGGCCAGCUUCUGCCGUGACUUCAGCUGCUGCGGCCUUGUGCUCAACGACCUGCACGACCUCCUCCAGCACUACGAGGAGUGUCAUGUGCGGUUUGAGGACGACGAGGCUCAGGCCGAUCUUGCAGAUGACUGCUUCUUUGACGACGAGUGGGCGUCGGCUGACUGCUUGGUUGAUGCGCCAGCGGCCACUGAUUUGUCAGGUUUCGGGCUGACCCUGGAGCAGCAGCUGAUUCUCAAUGCUGCGACCACAGCUACAAACACAGCCGUGUGCUCGCCGGCCCUGAGCCCUGUGGCAGCCCCCGGCGACAUCUCCUCGAUCUCCCCCAAGGUCACCACCGGUGCCUCCCACAGCACAGCCUCGUCGGCCCGCAACACGCCGCCGCUGUCGCCUUCCCACACCGCCUCGUCGUCGGCCAUCAGCUCGCCGCAAGAGACCUCGCUGUCGUACCCCUCCAUCGAUGCCGCCCUGGCUGGCGGACGGAAACGCGGUGCGAUCGCUGAUAGCGAGUGCACAGCCGCAGGGGCCAUGAAGAAGCAGGCCACGCUGGGCGGAGCAAAGCCCGUCACGACGUCUGUGGACCUGUCGUUUGCAAGCACAGCCCUGGGCUUGUACGACGACGACAUUAUUGCAGCCCUGGCGUCUGCCACCGAUCCUCUGUUCCUGUCCUCGGUAGCUGCUGCCGCUGCUGGCCAGGACGACAGCGACAAUGCCAAGCACGCAAACAAUGCCGCUGCUGCUGCGGUUGCUGCAAGCACCACGCUGGCCCAGGCCGCCAGUGCUGCGGUCGCUGCUGUUGCCUGUGACGACUCUGACGACGAGGUCCACCUGCCGCCCAGCGUCACCGCCGCGAUGGCUGGCGCCGUUGCUGCUGCUGCUGCUGCCAAGGCCCACGGUCUGCUGCCGCGCGACGACAAGCCCUACCGGUGUCCGGUAUCGGGCUGCGACAAGGCCUACAAGAACCCCAACGGGCUCAAGUACCACAAUCUGCACGGCCACUGCAGCAUGGGCGAGGAGGCGCUUGGCGUGUCAAAGCCCUACAAGUGCCGUGUGCCCGAUUGCUACAAGGCGUACAAGAACCUCAACGGGCUCAAGUACCAUGUCCAGCACGCCCACUGCGCCAUGAUUCCGUCAAUCCGGGACCUGCCCCCCAAUGCCACGCCCGCUGAGGUUGCUGCCGCUGUCGCUGCUGCUGCUGCCGCUGCUGCUGCUGCCGCAUCCAACCACAGCAAUGCUGCUCCUGCCCCUGCCGCCCGUCUGCCCCCUGCCAAGCCUGUGGGUGUCCCGGCCCACCACCCGCCUGCGCCCCAGAGACCAGUCCCCAGCACCGUGCGUGGCCCUGCCAUGCCCCAGAACGGCUCGCGGCCCGCACCGGUCUUCCGCACCCCCCAGCAGCAGCAGCUGCCGCAGCGCCGGCCCAUGGCCACGCCUGCCGGUCCCCGGCCCAUGGCCCGCCCGCUGAACUCUGCGCUGCCGCCGCGCGCCCCGGCAAUGGCCGCCAAAUCGGUGGCUCCGGCCCCUCGUGCUGCUGCCCCACAGCAGCCGCGCCAGCCGCAACAGCAGGUUCGGGCACCCGCUGCGACUGCCUCGUGCUAA
Linderina pennispora is the source of this 1725-nucleotide messenger RNA. RefSeq names its product zinc-coordinating transcription factor SFP1. The transcript has a single exon. The coding region runs from base 1 to 1725 and encodes 574 amino acids. Lineage: Eukaryota; Fungi; Kickxellomycota; Kickxellomycetes; Kickxellales; Kickxellaceae. Gene Ontology annotation, cellular component: nucleus. The record is from RefSeq and is a predicted model, not a curated record.